This is a messenger RNA of Entamoeba dispar SAW760, 594 nucleotides long. RefSeq lists its product as uncharacterized. NCBI's taxonomy places the organism in Eukaryota, Evosea, Mastigamoebida, Endamoebidae. The record is from RefSeq and is a predicted model, not a curated record. The transcript has 2 exons. The coding region runs from base 1 to 594 and encodes 197 amino acids.
AUGAAACCAUCAGGACCACUUUCAGGUGAUAAAGAUGAACGUGCAACCAUUACCUCUAAGGUGAUUCAACUUCAUUUAAUAUUAUCGGAUAUUUUAUAUUAUGGAAUUACUGAUGAAAAUAUUAUGUUUCUUAUUAUUGACCUUUUUCAGAAUAAGUUUAGAUUUGUAGAAGAUAAAUACAAUUAUGGGAGUAUAUUUAUAAUGUUAAAUAUACUCAGCGUAAGAUUACUUAAUUGUCCAGAAUCAUUGUUUCAAGCUGUUACUAUAUUAAAAGAUUAUUAUAGAGGUUCUAUUCCUUAUGUAUCUCUUGACCAAAUGAGCUCUUCAGAAAAAGAACAUUAUUGUGAACGUUAUUUAGAUGGUUUUGGAUAUCAAUAUAUAGAACAAUGGAUUUUGGAUAAUUCUAAACCAACAUUUAGUUAUUCUAUUUCUUUAUUACAUCAAAUAUUAGAUGAUAGAAAUCAUCACUAUAACAUUUAUACAAUUAUGUAUACAUUUAUGACUCCAGAAUUCUCCAAACAUAAAACGUUUGUUGAUCUAUUUGAAGAAAUUUUUUUGAGGAUUAAUAAUAAAACCAAUUUAAGUUUGUCAUGA